AUGAGCCGCACCCCAGGAGACUGCGGGGUGCAGGGGGAGGCCCGGGGAGACGGGCACCCACUCUGUGCCCGGCUGGUGGAGCGGUCCCCCAGAGAGCCCGAGGCGGGGCCCAAUCCCGGCCAGGGCCCCAUCGUCACAUGCACGGCCUCGGGGCCGGCUCUGGCCUUCUGGCAGGCCGUGCUGGCGGGGGAUGCGGGCUCCGUCUCCCGCAUCCUCUCCUCGGGCGCGGGCCUGGCCCCGGACUCCGUCUUUGACACCAGCGACCCGGACCGAUGGAGGGACUUUCGCUUCAACAUCCGCGCUCUGAGACUCUGGUCCCUGACCUACGAGGAGGAGCUGACCACGCCGCUGCACGUGGCCGCCGGCCGGGGCCACACGGAGGUGCUACAGCUGCUGCUGAGGAGGCGGGCACAGCCGGACUGUGCGCCGGGGGGCCACACGGCCCUGCAUGAGGCCUGUGCCGCCGGCCACGCCCCCUGUGUCCACGCACUGCUGAUGGCGGGGGCGGACCCCAACCUCCCUGACCAGGACGGGAGACGGCCCUUGCACCUGUGCCGGGGGGCUGGCACCGUGGAGUGUGCGGAGAUGCUCUUGAGGUUCGGCGCGAGUGUGGACGGCCGGUCGGAGGAGGAGGAGACCCCUUUGCACGUGGCUGCCCUCCUGGGCCACGUGGAGCUGGCGGAGCUGCUCCUGCGCCGGGGUGCCCGACCCGACGCCCGCGAUGCCGAGGGCCGGACGCCGCUGCUGGCCGUGUGCGACGCCCGCUGGUCGGGCCCCGCCGAGGCCGAGGCCACCGUCAGCCGCUGCCUCCGGCUCUGCCAGCUGCUGCUCUCGGCGGGAGCCGACGCCGACGCCGCUGACCAGGACAAGCGGCGGCCCCUGCACCUGGCCUGUCGCCGGGGCCUCACGCCCGUGGUGGAGCUGCUCCUGUCACACGGCGUCAGCACCAACGCCAUGGACUACGGCGGCCACACGGCCCUGCACUGUGCUCUGCAGGGGCCCCCUGCCGCCCUGGCCCAGAGCCCCGAGCGCACCGUGCGGGCCCUGCUCAACCACGGCGCCGUGCGGGUCUGGCCGGGGGCCCUCCCCAAGGUGCUGGAGCGCUGGUGCUCGUCCCCGCGGACCAUCGAGGCCCUGAUGAACACCUACAGUACCGUGCGGCUGCCCGAGGAGGCCAAGGGGCUGGUGCCCCCCGAAACACUGCAGCGGCACCGGCGGUUCUACAGCUCCCUCUUCGCGCUGGUGCGGCAGCCGCGCUCCCUGAAGCACCUGAGCCGCUGCGCCCUGCGCGCCCACCUGGCCGGCCGCCUGCCCUCGGCCCUGCCCCGCCUUCCGCUGCCGCCUCCCCUGCUCCGCUACCUGCAGCUGGACUUCGAGGAUGUGCUGUACUAGGCGCGCACCGCGGGGACCCAGACUCCUGCCCC
Molecule: messenger RNA, 1424 nt
Organism: Sorex fumeus (smoky shrew)
Lineage: Eukaryota; Metazoa; Chordata; Mammalia; Eulipotyphla; Soricidae
Gene: ASB10
Product: ankyrin repeat and SOCS box containing 10
Exons: 5
Coding region: 1-1392 (463 amino acids)
Biological process (GO): intracellular signal transduction
Molecular function (GO): protein binding
Source: RefSeq, a predicted model, not a curated record